Messenger RNA from Cucurbita maxima (winter squash), 3580 nucleotides. Its product is annotated as WRKY transcription factor WRKY24-like. Gene Ontology annotation, biological process: regulation of DNA-templated transcription. NCBI's taxonomy places the organism in Eukaryota, Viridiplantae, Streptophyta, Magnoliopsida, Cucurbitales, Cucurbitaceae. The transcript is spliced from 8 exons. Gene Ontology annotation, molecular function: sequence-specific DNA binding; DNA-binding transcription factor activity. The coding region runs from base 718 to 2592 and encodes 624 amino acids. The record is from RefSeq and is a predicted model, not a curated record.
GAGGACUAUUUUAAGGGAAAACGAAAUUGCAGCUAACAGAAUUUACGCUUCUUUCUACCUUCCUUCCGAUUUCUUCUUUUUUGGUAAUUUUUCUGUUUCGAUUUCCAUGUAUUUCAUUGUUUGUUCUUCCAUCAAUGUCAUUCAAAUUACUCCGUCAUCCACUUCCAGGUAUAGAUCUUCGUUGUCACUGCAACUCAAGCUCCAUUUCGCAUCGCUUGAUCGAUUCUUUUGUGUUAUCAGCUGACGUUGACUUUAGAUUAUGUGAAGUAUUAGUACUGUGUAAUGAAUGCGAUUCAUGGACGACAAUGGGGAGAACAGCAGAUCCCCAACUUCUUCAACGUCUAAGUUUUCGGAUGAUGAAGUUCUUGUGGAUGCCAAUGGUGGAAGCUUACGAGCUUCCAAGAGAGGGAGAAAUGGAUUCAAUGUAUCCAAGAACAAUUUGGCGUUGCCCAGGUUUCGUACUGCGAGUCCUUUGGGAUCGCCUAUGGUUCGAUCUCCUUGCCUCACUAUUCCGCCGGGAAUCAGCCCUACUCUGUUGCUUGAUUCCCCGAUUACGCUGCUCAAUACACAGGGAAAAGUAACAUAGCCAUGUCACGGUAGAUGCAGGGAAAUGUCAGGCUGUGUGCUGCAUUCUGAAUCCUGGAUUUGCCAUCUCCAACCACUGGCACUUUUCCCAUACAUCAAAUAAAAGAUGAGCAUUCAUUGUUGAAUCCUGUAAUGCCUGAAGAUGGAAGUAGCCACGGCAGUGAGGAUUCCUACUUCAGGUUCACACCUCAUGGGGAGCUUAAUACUCUUCAAAGUCUUUUCAGGCUUGAAAAUCAGGAAGCUGACAUUGAUCGUCAAGCCUUUGAAUCAGAGAAAGCACUGAUGGAUUUUGAAUUCCUAACUGAUUUUUCAAAAGAAGGUUCUGUAUUGAAAUAUGACAUCGCUUCAUCCACUGGUAAUAACCAUUUUGAUGGAAAAAGUGUUAAUGGAAACUGUGACAAUAUGGAAAGUUGUCUUUCUGCUAUAGCUCAUAAUCAACCAUCUACACCUGAAGAAUCGGCAAAAAGAGAUGACAGUGAGACGCAGCAUCCUUUAGAAGGUGAACAGAAAGGGUCUUGCAUUCCUAUGGGAAUGUUAAGGACAUCAGAAGAUGGAUACAACUGGAGGAAAUAUGGACAGAAACAGGUCAAAGGUAGUGAAUAUCCAAGAAGCUACUAUAAAUGUACACAUCCAAAUUGUCAGGUAAAGAAGAAGGUGGAGCGAUCUCUUGAUGGUCAAAUAACAGAAAUCAUCUAUAAGGGUGCUCAUAUUCAUGCAAAACCUGAUCCCAAUCGUCGAGCCAUGCUUGGAUCCAUGCUAAUGCCAGAUGAUACUCCAGAAAUUGGUGAAGGUGGUGGAAACCGUGCCAAAGUUGAAGCUGGGCUGACAUGGAGAAACACUCAAUAUGGGGUGAAGGAUACCAAACCCAUUUCAGAUUGGAGUGUUGAUGGUCUAGAAAGGACAUCCUCGAUAUCAGUUGUGACUGAGCUUUCUGAUCCAUUGUUAAAUCCCCAAGGAAAAAAUGUUGGGGUAUUUGAAUCUGUGGGAACUCCAGAGCUUUCAUCCACACUGGCUAGUCAUGAUGAUGAUGGCAGCGGUGGUGGAGACGAUGAUGAUCUUACAACUCAGGGAAGUAUUUCAGUUUGCAUUGAAGCUGAUGAUGCUGAGCCUGAAUUGAAAAGAAGGCGAAAAGAGGGUGGUUCAAUUGAGACAAACUUGGCUUCUAGAUCCUUACGUGAACCAAGAGUAGUUGUCCAAAUUGAAACUGACGUCGACAUACUUGAAGAUGGGUAUCGUUGGCGGAAGUAUGGGCAAAAAGUUGUCAAAGGAAAUCCAAAUCCAAGGAGCUACUACAAAUGCACGAGUGCAGGCUGUGCAGUAAGGAAACACGUUGAGAGAGCAUCACAUGAUCUGAAAUGUGUUAUAACAACAUACGAAGGAAAACACAAUCAUGAAGUGCCUGCAGCAAGAAAUGGCAGUCAAGUAAACUCGAGUAAUGGCAAUAGCCAACCUUCUACUUCUCAUGUGCAACCGAACAUGGAUUUGUCCAGAAACUCAAAUGUCACAAAUUCCGAAUCACAAAUUCAAGAUCUUGCCGCCCAGUUUUAUUCAAAACCUGAAUUUAACUAUGACUAUCAGAGAUCUGGUUGUUUUGACACUUUUAGGAACGAUAUAAAACUUGGAGCUCCUUCAUUCUGUCAAAUGAAGUUCCCUCAACUGCGACACACCUUGCCUUAUAGCUCCUUUGGUUUAAAUUCAAAGCAUACUUCAACAAGCAUCUCUAGUUCUUUGGCAUCUGUGGUUCCAGACUUCCCAAUUUCCUUGCCAUUGAACCAAAACUUCUCAGCUGCUGGUUUUGAUUUUACCAAUGGAAGAUCAAUACCACCAUUUCAGGUUUUCCUCUCUGGUCAGCAGCUUAGAGAAACUGAUAGAUUUCUCACGCCCAAACAGGAGCACGAUGACGAUAACAUCCGUGCUUCUUUCCAACCAAUUGUUGAUAGUUCAAGUGGAUCUUCAUCAUCAUUGGUCUCAUCAGUUUAUCAACAUAUCAUGGGAAAUUUUCCGUAGCUUAUUCGUUCUUCACACAAGUGUAUAAGUGUAGUAAAGCUCCAUAUAGUUUCCACAGUAACUCUGCCUCAAAUCUCUUCAAGCUAUUUCCAAAGUGGCAGAAAACGUUUAAAUACAAGUACUAGUGUUAAGUUAACUGAGAACAGCAGUAGCCGAGGUCGAAGCUUUGAUCAUCUCUUGUUUACUGAUGUCCAUUCCAGAACAGACAACUUUAGGCUAUGAAGAAUGGGGUAUGGGAGAUCAUGCCACUCCUCAGAUGGCUAUCUUGCUCAAUGCUGCCUUCCACAUCAGGUGAAUAACUAUGGCCCAGGUCCCUCAUUUCCAGUGUUGUAGGUAAGUCGGAGGUUCAUGGGUCAUUAGAUAAUUAGAUAAUGUUUUUGUUUCCAAUUUUUAAGAGAAAAAAAAACGUUUGGUAAUUGUUCUCCUCACUUGUUUCUCAUUUCUCAGAAAUGUUUUCGAAAUUGAGUAGAAAUUUUGAAAUAACAAAAUCAAAUUUGUUAUUUGUUUUUGUUUUGAGUUUUUUUUUUUUUUUUUUUUUUUUUUAACACAUAGAUAGAAACAUUGUCGUUGUUACUUAUAAUAAAUAAGUAUCUUAAAAUAAAUGUAACAUAGAGAUUUUAGUAUUUCAAUUUCAAAAAUUAGUAUUCUUAUAAAAUUUUGAAGAUCAAGAAAUAAAGAAACGAUUGCCAAACAUGUUUUUCACCUUUUUUUUUCGACCAAAAAAAAAUGAAGAUCACGAUUGUUUUUUCGAGAAAAGAAACUACAAACAAGAAAUGAGAAACAAGAAACGAGAAUGACAACCGAAUGAGUCUCUGUACAUUUUUGGGGAAAUCUUCCAUCCUGAGUUUUAUAGAUCGAUUAAUUUUGAGCUGAUUACCUUAAUUUGAUUUAAAUUAUUUUAGAGAGGUGUGAGUGAUGUUAUCAAAUGCAAACUUGUUCUUUCUUUGUAAAUCAAAUAAAAGAAAAAUACAUGUAAUAAGACAAUCUU